UCAUUCUUGCAUAUCCAUCCUUAUAAACUAUUUUCUUUUAGUCAAAGCACUCUAGUCUAAGAGACAACAAUUCACUUGGUAUGAUUGAUUACCUUGAUGUCUCCUCGUUUUAGGUACAUUUAAGUGUGUUGUGUGUCGCAAAUACAAAACUUUUGUUUAGAGUUUCUUUCAAUAAAAUACCUUUGUUUUGACGACGUACUUGGAAGGCUUCACUUGUUCACUUGGAAAACACAUUUCUAAAAGCAUGAAUUUAGGACGUAAAAUAACAAAUGUGCAUGAUAACUACCGAAAAGUAAAAUUUUAAUUUUCAAAAGAGGAAAAAUUGUUAAAGGGUUGUUCUACCGUCUUGCUUAAAUAAUUAAUAUUUUUUUUGAGUGUCUUGGUAAAGGGCGGGAAGUUUAAGGAUGCAUUACAAAUCAUCACAGAUUGCUUUUUGACUUCUAUUUAAAAGUGGAGCCUAAUGUGUAGCAGUUAAACCACGAGUAAAUAUAAAGUAAUGUUUCCACUAUACAAUGUCCCCACGACUAUUACAUUCCGCUUUGACGUAUGAAAUUAACAUUCAUUCUACACGUUAUCCAUAUAUUUCCGUAUAUUAUCCUAAAGUAACUCGUACUUUAUAAACUUGAUGUGAUUUUGAUUAUUCGUCUUCGCAUAAAACAACAAAAUGAACUAAAAUCUCUCUCACAUGUCAUCGUAGAAAUAUACAUAUUUGGUCGAUUAUCUCUUUAAUAAUAGCCGUCGUCUGUCUGUGUGUCCGCGAAAGGCGCGUCUGGUUACGGAAACACGAAAUGCGAUAUAAAAAGGACGGGCGACCCCGUGGAUUUUUUCACGGGUUAAUGACUAGUAUUUAAUAUUUCUUAAUUUUCCAAUAGCUGCAUCCUACCAUAGCGAUGAUCACUUGUUUCUACCGAGAGGCUACCCUCACAUCUAUCACAAACCGUUCCCAACUGCUCAUGAAGUGUCAGACGCGAUGUUUAAAGUAUUAGAUGAAGACUCUGGAAAUGCAGGCCUUGUAUCGCAGCUUCACAUGUCAUUUGGACAGUUUCUUGAUCAUGAUAUUUCAUUGACACCAAAUGCAGGCGGUUGUAAACAUCCGAAAUGUCAUCCGCAUAGUUUGAAAGAUUUUAAAUAUCCAUGUUUUCCUAUAAAAUUUUCGAGCACUAGGGAUAAAGGAUGUACACCGUUCACACGAUCGUUUGCCGUUUGUCAGAAAGGAAAAGCCGUACGUCAACAAGUCAACGUUUUGACAUCAUUUAUUGACGCGUCAAUGGUGUACAGUGUCAAUGAGAAACAACUGAAAAGGCUGAGAACAAUGGACGGUUCGCUCACUUUCAGAUGCUGUAGAAAUAAUCGGUUCCACUAUUGCUGUUUCAUUAUAGGGACUGGUAAAUUAAAAGUGACCAAUCAGAAUCUUCUCCCAUUCGAUCCAUUAUCAAAAGCAGUCUGCACAACACGUGGUGGUUGCUUUCUAGCAGGAGAUGUUCGUUGUGAUGAACAUAUUGCAUUAGCCUCAUUUCACACUUUAUUUGUACGAGAACACAACAGAAUAGCUAACGAGUUGAAAAAGCUGAAUAAGCAUUGGAAUGGGUUGAAGAUUUUCGAAGAAACGAGAAAAAUAGUCGGCGCUAUACUUCAGCAUAUUACUUACAAUGAGUACGUUCCUACACUGGCUACGUUGAAACCUUAUCGGGGUUUCAAACAAACUACUGAUCCCAGGGUAGCCAACGCCUUCUCAACAGCGGCGUUUCGGUUCGGACACAGUCAAAUCAAAAAUCAUUGGUCACAGCUGGAUGCUAACUUCAAUAAAAUCUCACCAGAUAUUCCACUAAGAGCCACCUACUUUAAUAAUACUGCGCUAAUUGAUCAUGGAAUUGAGAGAACCAUGAUGGGUUUAUGUGGAAAUGCUUCAGAACGAGUUGAUACUGAAUUUGCUUCUGGUGUUGCAAAGAAGCUGUUUGUGCCACCGGGAAAACAAGGUUUUAGUAAUUUGAUAGCUUUAAAUAUCCAAAGAGGUAGGGAUCACGGACUACCAGGAUAUAACGAGUACCGUGGUAUAUGCGGCUUAGAAAAAGCGAAAACUUUCUUCGGUUUGAGGCGCGAAAUACCAAACAAGUCAAUACGCAUAGCAAUGCAAAAAAUUUACAGAAACGUUGACAAUCAUAUUGAUUUGUUUGCAGCAGGUCUGGCUGAAAAACAUUUACCUGGUAAAAUUGUGGGUCCAACAUUUAGUUGUAUCAUGAAAACACAAUUUGAAGAUUUGAGAGACGGUGACCGGUAUUUUUAUAACCGCCCUGGCGUAUUUACGCCCGGACAACUUUCUGAAAUCAAAAGGGCAUCACUGGCAAGAGUAUUUUGUGACAAUUUGAAAGGCAUUGUGUCAAUUCAAGAAAAUGUUUUUAAAGUAUACAAACCUGGAGUUAAACGAAGAGUUUGUAACGAAAUUUCUGGAAUCAACUUGAAUGUGUGGAAAGAAAAUAUUAGCCCGCCUAAGAAAUACUAUCAACAAUAUUACCGGCGUCGUGUAAGCCAUUACCGACGACGUGUAAGACAUUACCGACGACGUGUAAGCCAUUAUCGACGUCGGUCAAUCAACUAUCGACGCCGAGCAACUUAUUACCGACGUCGAGUAACUCAUCAACAACGUCGAAGAAUUUACCGUCGCCGUAGAUCUUAUCAACGUCACCGUUUUUAAAACAGAUAAAAGACACUAUGCGAUACAUUUUUUACCUUUAUAAUUUUUUCUAUUUCUGGAAUAGUGUACUGGUAUAUACAGGAAAAGAAUUAAUAUUGUAGGUACAAAAGGGAACACUGAGUUAUUUCAUUAUUUUGUUACAAAUAUAUAUUUUAUACUUUUUAAUCGUAUAGUAAUUUUAAUUCUCUAAAAAAACGCCAUUUUUAAUGAAUAUAGGGAAAAUUGAUAAUUGAAAGGAUGGCUGUACUAAUAAUAGUUAGAAAAAAAUAAUUUCAUUUUUGUUCCGAAGAAAAAAACACAAAUUUUUUUUCUGUCAGCGACAAUUUUACGCCUUCUAUAAAUACAUUUACGAGCAGUGAAGAAAGCGAAAAAUGUUUCUACAAGUAAAGUGAUACUGAAGAGUAACUAAAGCUGCGUUUUCGAUAUUUUCAUUUUUCAUGUAGAAAGGUGGUGUCCAAUACAGGCAAAUCGCUUGGACGUUGACUGGUAAUAUAGAGGCGCUGCUGCAAAAAUAGUCUAACGUACAUGGGCCAGGUGUUGAAGCGUUGAAAGUUGCGGUUAAAAGCGCAUUAAUUAACCCAAUUUUUAUGGAGGGAAAAUACCCCUAUUGUUUUUUUUUAAAUAACUUCUGAUCUAGAAGUUAAAAAUUGUAUGAGUUGAAAACUUGGUUUCCAUGGUACUGUGAAGGUGACAGCGUUUUUCAAGUAGACAUAAAGUGAAAAGAUUAGAAAAAGCAUUAACUUUGUAAUUAUAAAUCCCUUCUUUUAUUUUACGAAAUCCCUGUGUCAAUUUAG
Molecule: messenger RNA, 3486 nt
Organism: Hydractinia symbiolongicarpus
Lineage: Eukaryota; Metazoa; Cnidaria; Hydrozoa; Anthoathecata; Hydractiniidae
Product: eosinophil peroxidase-like
Exons: 3
Coding region: 971-2692 (573 amino acids)
Biological process (GO): response to oxidative stress
Molecular function (GO): heme binding; peroxidase activity
Source: RefSeq, a predicted model, not a curated record